Anopheles bellator is the source of this 1213-nucleotide messenger RNA. It is a transcript of the gene SelT, whose product is annotated as thioredoxin reductase-like selenoprotein T homolog CG3887. Gene Ontology annotation, cellular component: endoplasmic reticulum membrane. The record is from RefSeq and is a predicted model, not a curated record. The coding region runs from base 150 to 782 and encodes 210 amino acids. Gene Ontology annotation, biological process: cell redox homeostasis. NCBI's taxonomy places the organism in Eukaryota, Metazoa, Arthropoda, Insecta, Diptera, Culicidae. The transcript is spliced from 3 exons. Gene Ontology annotation, molecular function: thioredoxin-disulfide reductase (NADPH) activity.
AAUCGCAACCUUCCGGAACCGAUAAUACACCGUUCGCAGUACAAAAAUAACGGCCCUAAGGACGAACCAGGAGGCCAGACCACCCCGUCACCGGAGAGAGAAAACUAACGUGUCGUUCCCGGUAAACAUCCUGCCACCCGCUGAGUAAUAUGUUCCGAAUGCUGAGUGCGCUGGUGAGGUCUCACUUUAAGCUGCUGGCCGCAGUCUGGCUGGUGUCGGUGCUAGCCGGCCUGGCCCCGGUCUGUCCGGUCGGUGCGGAAAAGGAAAUACCGCUGACAAAGUUUAGCCAGGAUGUGGGCGGUUACGGGGCCACCAUGUCGUUCCUCUACUGCUAUUCGUGCGGGUACCGCAAAGCGUUCGAUGACUACUACAACAUUAUCCGCGAGAAGUACCCGGAAAUAACGAUCCGCGGUGCCAACUACGACCCGUCCGGGUUCAACAUGGUGCUGUCGAAGGUGCUGCUCGUUACGAAGCUGCUGCUCAUUGUGGCCCUCAUGUCCAACUACGAUCUGGGCCGGUUCAUCGGCAAUCCGUUCGCCGGCUGGUGGCGCUGGUGUUUCAACAACAAGCUGUACGCGUCCAUGAUGAUCUUCUUCCUGGGCAACACGCUGGAGGCGCAGCUCAUCUCGUCCGGUGCGUUCGAGAUAACGCUCAACGAUGUGCCGGUUUGGUCGAAGCUGGAGACCGGCCGGUUUCCGGCGCCACAGGAAAUGUUCCAGAUCAUCGACAAUCACUUGCUGUUCGCCAACAAGAUUGAACCGAAGCCGGACUUUGUGAAGUAAGCCGCCGUGCGGCGCGUCCUGUCGGAUGCCGUGUUUCGACGACGCACGCCUUCCCUAUCUGGGGGAUCCUGUUUUCUGUGUAUUAUCAUUUGUUCUGGCCUGUGGCCGAUUCGGGCAUUUCGGGCAAGGUUAUUGUUUUAAUACGUUAAACGCGCACCGGUUUCCCAGCGUCACCGUUGUGGUCGCCAGUGAGAAGAGUGAUCGGAUGUUGUGUAUUUUGUAUUUCUUUAUUCUUUCCUAUCACAAUACUCUCAGCGUGUGUUGGUCUGUCCGCGAAGUGAGUAAAUCGCUGGCUAGGGGACGGAGACAAACCGUAAUCUACUGCAGUGCAGGCUGCACUAGGCUAGUCUUAUGGCAAUCUAUUCGUGGGAAUUACACCGUGGGUUGUGUGGUGGUGCGGUGCUGUGGUUGGAUUGAAUAAAAUAAAUUAA